CACCUUUGUUGUCUGUGGAGGAGCUCGUUCUGUCAUGUUGAAGACAACGUGCCAUGGUGUGAUCAUUUGCUCUCUGUUUCACCCGACACCAGACAAACCAAUCUAAACAUGAUCCAGAUAUCGAGUUCAGUCAGUUCCUUAAAGUCUCAUAGAUCCUCUAGCGUGUCUUGACGGAUUAUAUGUGACAACAAGCAUAGUGUUGUUAUUCCACAGCUUCGUUUUAUAUCCGCGACGAUUCCAGUCUCCAAAGAACUGCCACUGACAGACCGAUCUACUUUCUCAAUUCGGAUUCCUUGUGCUUGUUCUCCCCUUUACAGAAGAACUGGUGCAGUCUCUGUGCUCUUCAUUGCAUAUGUUUGUUUAUGUCCAAUGAAAUAUACAUAUAUCAACAACAAGACUCUCGCAAAUAGUGAAUUUCUAAUAUAAUCAAAGUGUGGAGGUAGUGUGCUGGACCCCUGGCCAUAGGCUACAGAAUAUCAGAUUAUUAGCUUAAAGGUUCCUAAAAAGUAUUUCCCACAAUGCUCAGCAGCAGCAAGUAGAAUUCUGGAUAAACCGAUAACUAUAACGUAAUAGUGCACGAUUUGUAUUCACGUAUACUUGUACGUAUUUAUACCAUGGGUUUUGGAAGUAUUCCGACGCCUUCAGUUUUUCCUCGUUUUCCUACAUUACAUUACUCACGGUAAAAAUACUGUAAGUAGGUUUUCAAUACACUUUAUCGAAUUACGUACCGUCACAAGGUUUUCUCGAUCCCUGUAGCUUAAAAGCGUCCCCAAAACACGAGGCUACCACCACCAUGCUUCACUGUAAGGAUGGAAUUUGGCAGGUGAUGUAGUCAUUUUUUUUUUUUUUUAGAGCAUAGUAUCUGAUUUCUCAAGUUUUCAGGUGCCUUUUGGCAAACACCAUGCAAGCCAUCAUGUGAUUUUUUUUUACUGAUGAGUGGCUUCUGUCCAAUCACUCUACUGAGAUAAUGUUUUACUCUGUCACUGUGUCUUUCCAAAUCCUGUCUGAUCACCUAAAGUUAUCACAGGUGACCUUUAACCAGAUUGUAAAAGCGUCUGAAAAAAGAUCAAUACAUUCGCCUCAACUCACUUUUCAGCUUAAUAGCAAAGAACACUUAUGUAAAUGUAAUAUUUCUAUUUUUUUUGAAUUUACAAAACAAUUUUUUCUUUUACGGAGCAUUUUGUUGAUCACUGUUACGCCCGGAUUGUCGGCGCCCUCUAUCCCAUCCGUCGGUGGAAAUGAUCCAACAUCUGACUACCAUAAUAUUAAAUGGGUGAUAAUGUAUUGUUAGAACAUAGUCAGUGACACUGAAAUGGCGGUGUUGUUUUGUACACCGCGUCCACUUACUGGCCACUUUAUUAGACACACCCACCUUAUUGGUGCACCACGUAGAGAUCCUGUAAAUACCAUAGAUCAUUUAUUUUCACCAAUAGUUGGUGGACUGUUCUCAACCCCAGCAGAUUUGAAAAACCCUUUCCCCUGACAAUAUCAGAUAUCAGAUGAGGUCGUUCGUGGACGUGGUGAAAGAUAAGCCUAGGACGUGAAGUUUCCAGAGAAAUAAAAUGUCCCAGACAUGCAAAGUGCUACUAUACGUAUGGAUUAUGUGUGGAGAAUUUUCCCCCCUAAUCAACUUACAAAAUGCUCCAUUAUGAAAUAUCAGUUAUAUCGGCUUCCCUUGUGAUCUCGCUCAUCGACAACAUGCUCACUGGACGUCGCGCCAUUCUGUAUACACUCUAUUCCUGGAGCAUAUCUGGCACCAACAACCUGUAUCUGCAUUCGUUGCUCUGCUGUUACAUGAUUAACGGCUUGAACAAUUGCCGAAUGAACGAAUGAAGUGUGUGGUGAGUGGAUGUAAAUCAUUCAUCUUCAGAAGCCCUUUUCAGUCUGGGUGUGAGCUGGCAGGAAUCACCCUGAAUGGGAUGCCAGUCCUCACACAUCCACAGCUAGGGAUCAAUCAUAGUAGCCAACUGAUUACUGGCAUGUUUUUGGGAGGUUGGAGGAAAACCAUGCAGAACCAGCAAGAACAUGCAACUCCACACAGACCAGAGCCGGAGCUCAGGCUUGAACUGCUUUGAGAAGUCUAUUGAAUGCGAAUACAUUGCAUAUAAAUUCACUCUCGGUGUACAACACAUGAGAAUUAUACAUCGCGAGCAUAGAGAAGUACAUGACACAAAAAAAUAAAAAUGGAAUUCUUUUUAACUUUCAUUAGCAGCACCGAGCAAGUCCUUAGUAGUAGCUGCUCUUGGGUUCAACCCUGUUGAAUUGUUGGAAAUAAAAAUUCCAGGCAGUUUAACAUUUUAACUGGCAUUCACUGUUUCCCUACAGCACUGUCAAUGACAAGUCAUAACACGCUUCGGUGAAGCAAAGAAGGAUUAAACCUGAGUACAGUGGAGAAGUAGGGGGUGCUAAAGUUGCCAAAAGUGUAAAGUCUUAGACGUGAAGAACACUCAUGAGACACGAGUGAGAGAGUGUGUGUGUGUGUGUGUGUGAAAAUGAGUAGGCAGAAACAAGAGCAGAGGAGGAACUCAAAAGCUGUUCUCUCUCUUCUCAGUCCGUGAGUGAGUUUAAGUCAGGGCACCAGCUCUGCUGAUGGCGCAUGUGUGAGCGUGAGAGAUCCCCAGUGUGUUUGGUCUACAAGGCUACAUAUUAAUGCAAGGUUGACAGCACUACUUGUUACGUCUCUGAAGGUUUCAACUGGAGGCCAAUGUGAGAGGUGGAGAGAAUUUGCCUUGGCAGAGUUCCAUGUAGUAGGAGCUACGAUGUCGUCCUACAAUGUCAAACUGAGGAGAGCUGGAAUCGCUGACUAUGACACACAGAUUAAAGAGGUUCGUAAUCAGCUCUCUGAGCAGCUGCGUGUGUUUGAUAAUCAUUUGGAGCAGAAAACCCAGGUGCUGCAGGAUCUGAGUGAUUAUCUGCGCAGACGUGGGGAGAUCGAGGGCGAGUAUGCACGCUCUUUGGACAAACUUGCUGACAGGUUUGCCUCAAAGACCAAAAAGAAGGAGUCCAGCAGUGAAUCUGUGUUGAAGUGCUGGCAGGAGUUGUUGACUCAGACACGUCAUGAGAGUAAAGAUCACAUCACACUGAGUGAGAACUGCGGCACUACUUUACCCCAGCAGCUGUCUCGCUGUCUGGAGCUCGUUCAGCGCCUGGCUAAGAAAAAUAAAGAAAUUAGCACCCAGUUACAGGAUGGGCUGCUGAAGGUCACAGUCGAGCUGCAGACUACGCUGAAGACAUAUUCACAGUAUCACACUGAGUACUUGUCGGCUGAGGGCAAACUAAAAGAAGCCACCAAACAGGAAGAGAAACAAAAACUGAGCGCAGCCAAGAAAAUGGAAAGACUCAUCGAAAAGAGGCAAUGUAAAGUACAGGAGACUCAGCUGAAAUGCACCAAAGCACGCAAUGACUAUCUGUUCAACCUGGAAGCUACAAACGCGUCCAUGAACAAAUAUUACCUACAAGAUCUCUCUGCCCUUAUUGACUUCAGCGAUUUAGGUUUCCAUCAGUCCCUGUCCCAAGUGCUUCAGUUUUACCUGUCCAGACGCUUGCAGGCCCACCAGAACCUGGGUUCUGGAUUGCAGCAGUUGGGCAACGCACUCUCUGGUCUGGAUCAGAACCAGGACAGAGACACACUGAUACAGGCUCAUGAUACGGCUUUCUGCAUGCCACUUCGAUUUCAGUACCAGCCUCACGAGGGAGACCAGGUAUGUGAAGUGAAUGCUGAUUUUGAGGUGAAGAGUGAGCUUGAUACUCGAUUCCACCAGCUGAAGACCAGACUCAACACGGUUACUGCAGAGAAUGAAGAGUUGAGUAAAAUGCUGCAGCUUUCUCAUUCUGCCCUGAUUGAGUACAUCACUGAGGAUGUCUUCAGGCCUGAACACAGCCAGUCUCUAGAGAACAUCAGUGAAACGUCUAACAAUAAGAUCAAUCAAGCAAGACGUCGAUCCAAUUUGCAAGAGACAGAAAACUCGUACUCUACGAAAUUUAAGGACCAUCUGAUUAACGGCUUAUUAAUAUCGAAACUACAGGCAAAGCAUGACCUACUCCAAGUUGCAAUACAAAAAGCUGGAACUGUGGAUGGUCGGCAUCACAGAAUGCGUUCCAGGAGGUCUGUCCGUCAGAGGAAGAACCAGCAUGACUCUCAGAUCUGCCAGAAAGCUUUCUCUCGAGACCUGCUCGCUUACAUCCAGGCUUCUGGAGAACCCAUUCCUUUGGUGGUAGAGAGCUGCAUCAGAUUCAUCAACCUUCAUGGCCUGCACCAUGAGGGCAUCUUUCGAGUCCCAGGCUCUCAGCUGGAGGUCAAUCGGCUCAGAGACCUGUUCGAGAAAGGAGACGACCCUCUGGCUGAGGAAAUUUGUGACUUGGACUCAGUGGCUUGUGUGCUGAAGCUCUAUUUCAGAGGAAUGGAAAACCCGCUUUUUCCUAAAGACAGCUAUGACCUACUGAUGGAGUGUGGACGAAUAGAAGAUGAAUCAGAGAAAGUAGCACAGUUAAAGGCAGUUAUUCUUUCCUACCCUUCUCCAGUAGUUGUGGUGAUGAGAUACCUGUUUGCAUUCCUCCACCAUAUCUCCCAAUACAGCGAUGAAAACAUGAUGCAGCCCUACAACCUGGCUGUGUGUUUCGGACCCAGUCUGAUUAGAGGGCCUGAGGACGCAGAUGCUGUUACUCUCCAGCACAUCAAUGCUCUUGUCAAAACAAUCAUUAUCCAGCAUGAGAGCAUCUUCCCCAACCAGAAUGAAUUAGACGGACCUGUGUAUGAGACAUGCAUGACGCUAGAGCCAGAUGAUACUGAGGCUACUACAGAGGAGUCAGAAGUGGAACCAGACAUGUCUCCAAACAAAGAAGUCAAAGAUGAGCUGGAAGGAGUGGCCUUGUUCGACUACACGGCCCGUUCCUCAACUGAGCUGUCCUUCAAACAGGGUGGGCGUGUCCGCCUUUACAGCAGAGCCUCUUCUGAAUGGUGGAGAGGAGAAAUAGACGGCUCUAAGGGGCUUAUCCCGAAUAAAUACAUCAGUGUGUCGAGCAUGGAGGGAGGGCAGGAGCACAAAGAAAUACGCAACAGUGGAAGCCAGGGAGAGGAUCAGCCAACCGGGCCGACACAAACACGGAUCAAAGUGUUCAGUGACAAGUCAGGGCUCGGUUCCAGCCAAGCUAUUGCGGGGAAGAUUUCCUUACAGUUACCCACAGCGCAACUCUUGAGCACUUCUCCGAGGGCUUUACGAAAAACAGACAUCCAGAUAAGAAGGACUGCAGCGGACAGCGAAAGAGAGGACGCCAAACUAUCGGUGGACAAGGAGGUGUGUCAACAGAUGAACUCUGUCUUCAAGGAGCUUCUCAUUCGCCAGCAACAGCAGGAGCAGGUCUCUUCAUCUUCUGUCCCACCCUCGUAUCCCUCAGGCUCCACGCAAACCUUUAACAAGAGAGGAAUGACCCCGCAGAAAGGAAAAGGCUAUUUUAAAUCAUCUGAACAGAUGAACUGAGAAAUGAGAGGAAUGAAAUCUUGAGACACAGUGAGACUGAUGAGAAGAGACGUGCACAAGAGGUCUGUUACUACAAACAAAAAAAGAGAACUUAAAUACGUGUUCCUGUAAUGGCAUGGUAAUCUGUGGUUCUGAUGUAGUUCCUCAUGAUAUUUAUUUUUUUAAUCCCUUGAUAAAUGCAGUGCAGACGAUUUCUCGGACUAGUCUAUGAUCAUGUUACAUGACGAUAGCACUGCGGUAACUUCCUAAUUUAUGCUUGUUUUCAUCAAAUCCUCAGUGGCCUAAUUCAGUUCACUCAGCUUAAGUAGUAAUUUAUUUGCUUUGGCUAUUUAUUUUCCAAAUUGUGCAGAACAGUCUACAGAUGUUUGGUGUUUUGCAAUAAAAAAAAAAAGUACAACAUA
This is a messenger RNA of Ictalurus furcatus (blue catfish), 5878 nucleotides long. RefSeq names its product Rho GTPase activating protein 4a (gene arhgap4a). Lineage: Eukaryota; Metazoa; Chordata; Actinopteri; Siluriformes; Ictaluridae. Bases 2760 to 5477 code for a protein of 905 amino acids. Gene Ontology annotation, cellular component: cytoplasm. The transcript is spliced from 24 exons. The record is from RefSeq and is a predicted model, not a curated record. Gene Ontology annotation, biological process: signal transduction; negative regulation of cell migration. Gene Ontology annotation, molecular function: protein binding.